CAUCCUCCGGGUGCCGGGGUGCCUCUGCCUCCUUCAUUGAUAAAUUUGCUCCACCAGAGCAGGGAACACCUCUGACGCCUUCACACCUGUUCCGCACAACCUCCCCCUCCCUCUCCAUUUCACCAAAACUAAAAAAAAACAAAACGGAGGGAACAACCUGCUCAGGAACAAAAACAAAAAGGCUCUGACAAGAAUGGCUUCCGAUCCAUCGUCACCUGCAGUGGAAGAGAGUGUUGAAGACGAGGAGGAUGAAGUAGACAUGAAUGUGGAAGAGGCUGAGAAUGGAACUGCUGGAAAAAUCAACACUCCCAGGGGGACCUUACUCACUCGCCGUGGGAUUACGCUGCGUGUGCUUCUUAAAGACAAAGUUAUCCAGCCGGGUGAAGGGCUCCUCUCCAUUCACUAUUUAGGAAAGACAUUUGUGGGCGACCUGCUGCCCGACGGGAAGAUCAGGUGGCAAGAAACCAGCCAGGUGUUCAACUCCCCCAGCGCCUGGGCCACACACUGCAAGAAACUGGUCAACCCAGCCAAGAAGUCGGGCUGUGGCUGGGCUUCCGUGAAGUAUAAGGGGCAGAAGCUGGAUCAGUACAAGACCUUGUGGCUGAGGGAGCAACAGCCACCCCUGCAGGCUGUGGAGAUGAAUUUGGCCAGUGAAGGGGAAGAUGAGGAAGUUCCUGAUGAGGAAGACUUUGAGAAUCGUGGCAGAAAGAACUCGAAGUUAAAUAAUCAGGUUAAGAAGGUGGAAGAACAAAACAAGAAGCAAGCUAAAAGCCCUCAAGAUUCCAGUCUAACAGAUAAUGGACACAGCGUAAAGAAAGCUGCCAAAGAUCUUGGCCCCGUUCGAUAUUCUGAGAUUGGGAGCAGAGAUUCUGGGAGGGACCCUCACACACUGGUUGAACUUACAUCGUUCACAUCUAUGAACAAGUUCCAGCCUUUUAACGUUGCAAUUUCAAGCAACGUGCUGCUGCUGGUGGAUUUUCAUUGCCACCUGACGACCAGUGAGGUGGUUGGCUACCUUGGAGGAAGGUGGGACACAAGCACACAAUUAUUGACAGUUCUCCGAGCUUUUCCAUGUCGAGUACGGCUUUCCGACAAGGAUUCUGCCUCUGCAGUUGAAGAAGAGAUUUGCCAGAACCUGUUCCUGAGAGGAUUGUCGCUGGUGGGCUGGUACCACAGUCACCCGUACACGAGUGCGCUGCCCUCCCUGCAAGACAUUGAUUCUCAGAUGGACUACCAGUUAAAACUGCAAGGAACCACUAACAGUUUCCAGCCAUGUCUAGCACUUAUCUGUGGGCCUUAUCAUCAAGGGAACAGCAACUUGGAAUCAAAAAUGUCUCCAUUUUGGGUUCUUCCUCCCCCAGAGCAAAAGCCCAAUGAUUAUGGCAUUCCUAUGGAGGUAGAGAUGACGUAUGUUCAGGAUACAUUUUUGACCUCUGAUGUCCUUCAUGAAAUGAUGCUGCUCCUGGAAUAUUAUAAGACAGCUCCAGACAUUGUGAAGUUUAAGGACAGAUGGAACGAGGAGACAACAUAUUUAGACAAAGUUAAAGGAUCCUUGGCCAAUAAAACACCAAAGGACCAAAACUUUUUAAAAGUUCUGGAACACAUUUAUAAUCAGCUGGAGGCCUGCAGUUAGUUAAACCCAGCUGGAUUAUCGGCAACACUGGAAAGAAACAAAGCUGGAAAAACAGAAGGAAAUAGGAAUGGUAAAUAUGGAAAGAGAUCAUCAGGCAGAAAUACAAAUGUUAUUGUUUAGAGUUAUCUGGUUUUGGAUAGUUUUGUGAUAGAAAUGGAAAGCAAAUAUUGACAUCAGUUUAAGAUUAUGACCUUUUGGCAUCUAACCAAGAUAAAAUGGCAGUGAGCAUUCAGACCAUGAAAUGCUGAGAUCUUCAGUGACACUACAGUCAAGUAAUGGAUUGAAGAAUAUCGUAGGGGUAAUUUAUUUAAUUUCUUUCCUUUUAUGUGCUCUCGUCCUGUGGCUUGUAUCUGGCGCAGGAUGAGCUGGAAAUUUAACAAUGGGUUAGAUGAAGAGGUUAAAUCUGUAAAAGUCUUGCUGAAAGGAGAUGGAAACAGGAGCUACACAGCACUAGUUACUGAUGCCUAGGUGAGGCAGACUGGAGAGAAUUGGCUACGUUGUUUUCAAACUUGAAAUGAGUCUAAUUUGGAAAAGUAUUUCUUUUUUGUUUAGUAUAAUAGUUACCCAUCUGCAUGGGUAAACAUGAGAUUUAUUAGAUUUGCCACUGUCGGAAUAGCCGACAGAGAGUUUUACUACAUCUGCUUCUUUGCACAUGGGUGUAGGUGAGUUCAGGACCACCUUUAACUGGAACAGUGAACAGCAGCAAUCCAUAAUAGUGGGACAUCCGUCAUAUUGUAUACUUAUCUCAGCCCUCUUAACCAUUCACAUUUCCAUUAAGCAGGUACUCUUUCUAACUUCAUGUGCCCUCUCCAUUGAGGUUUCACCUUCCUGAACAGAGAUAUUAAUCAAUACAUAGUUUAUUCACAGUGGCAUCUGAGAAGGGUCAGGCCCAGAAGCUGCAUUCCUCUUCCUAUUUAAUCCUCAUCAGAUUAGUUACUUCAUAAACCCUGGAGUUCACAUCCACAAAGUACCCAGCUGAGCAUGGCUCAGAAAUGCAAUGUUGUUUCCUGACAGAACAGCAAGGGAGAAACAAAAGCAAUGUGAUUUUAGUGAGAUUAUCUCAGUAUGUAUGAAGAACCAAUAGAAAUUGCCAGAAGUUGAUCUUUACAGCUGCUAUGGGUAGGUUUCAAGUGAGAAGACAGGCAUGCACAGGGAAUCAGAGGCACAGGUCCAAGUAUAGUCAGCAUUAUAGCACUCUUGCAAUCCAACUCCCCAGUCAUACCAAAGUAAAAUAAGUAAUAUCUUCAAAGCUGGAGUUCACUGCUGCUUCAGUCUCAAACCCAGCUGGAGAAAUAUUUGUGCAAAGCCUGUAACUGUGGUAAUUAAAAUUAAUUUUAAUGAGGCAGAUAUCUCAAGGGUUUAUCAGCAAGAAACAUUUUGAAACUAGUGAGUGAGAGGGCCAUGUAUUAAUGCAGAGAUCUCCAGGGCGAGGCAAAGAAAACCCCUAACAUCUUACCAGUAUUCAGCAAAUCCUACUGAGCAACAAAACAUCACUCUUGCAUUGUCGGAAUGGAAGAACUUCUGCCAAGUGUUGAUCAGAAUGCUAAACUACUAGAGUUGGAGAGUUCAGAUCAUUCCAAGUUUGCUGUUACUAUUACCAAGAGCUGCAGUGCAGUGGCCUCAGCACUCCUAGAGCCAGCCAGAGAAAGUUCAGCCAGCUUGCACCUUUUAUGGCAGUACUAACUAUUGAAUCAAGUAGCAUGGGACACUCUCUCUGCAGAUUCAUUUGGAAUGGGACCCUUGUGCUUCUGUUGGUGCUUUCUGGGGGAGAGCAAGAAUCUCUGGGAUUGUUCAAGAAUGAAUAUUUAUCUUUAUUUAUAUCAAAAAUGGCAUAAUUUUGGAUGCCACCAUAGUCUUUCUGUGAAGACAUUUUUAAUCAACUCAAAUUGGUCUUCAUACCUCAAAGACUCUUAUCUCUGCUGAUUCAGUUUUAAAAGAGUACAGCCUACCUACUGUGACUUGGGUGACCAUUUGGCCCACUGAAUCUAUGCUAUUUUCAGACAGGUGAAUCCCAAUAAUCAUUUUAAUUUUUUCCCCGUAAUGUUGCAGCUUAACCUCCCAUCUAAUUCUUUUGCUAUUUGACUGCACUAAGGGGACAGUUAACAUACUAGCACUUUGGAAUAUGGAAGGAAUCCAAAGCACUCAGACCCACGUGUUCAUAGGGAGAACAUGCAAAUUCCACAUAGGCAGCACUCAAAAGAUAAGACUGAAUUUGCAUCAUUGGGGCUGAGGCAGCAGUGCUAACUGCUGCAUUCACAGUUCCAACUCACUUGCACACUCCCUCUGAUAUUAAUAAAGCAAAACCUACCACCUCAUACACUCCAUCCUUUUUUAAAAAAGCUGUUUCUUAAAACUGGUGUAAUAUGCAGGGGCUGUUUGUGCCGUUAUAUUCUAGACCCAUAGCCACGAAUACAAAAAUAAUCAUAUUCAAGAUCAGCAAAAGUAUUUUCUUCGACCACCAGGUGGCACUGUGGCGUCCAAUUGGCUGUUGUGCUACUGUAAUUGAAACAAGCUUUUGCAUGCUUUUCUAAACGAAUGUGAUGUGCUGGGUUAAGGCAUGGAAAGACCUCAAAGUUUCCAAAGGACAGUGCAUUACAGCCAGGAAAUAUAGAUUCCCUUAUAACUAUUUUAUCUGUUUAAGAGGAUGCUAGUUAAGCUUACCAUCUGUGGAAACCAGAAAUGCAAAUUCUUGUGUGUGAAUUUUUGUAGGCAUUCCUCUGACAGGAAGUGAACUGCAGUUUUUCCAAAAACAGAUGCGGGUCAAGAAUAGUUUUAGUAAUGCUCUAAUACUUGUGAAUCUUACUGAAAAUGUUUAUACCAUCAGCAGCUCUUCUUGGUAUGAAUAUCAUGGGGUUGAGAGAAGGGAACUGAGGUAAAAUAUUUCUGGUUCCUUUUGGUCCCUGCAAAUGCGUAGCAUUACCAAAAUUAAUUUAUACCACUAUUAUUAGUUAAUUUAUACAGUAAAAUCAAUAGUUUUGUGUACAUUAAAUGUUUACUCAACUCUACAUCUGCAAGUUAAUAUAUACAACCUAAAAUAUGGUCAUAGACUGCAGCCAAAAAUAUUGGGAUUUAGUUAGAAGUGAUGGUCCUUUUACUAACAAUUUUGUUAAUGCUAUCACUAGAUCUGGUAUUGAGAUCAGGUGAUUAAUCAAAUUGGUAGCAAUAAAGCAUGAGCAGUUCUAUUCACAGCAAUGCACAAAGAAUGGACAAAAUGUGUUUUACCAGUAAUUCAGCACUUCAGAAUUUUCCUACUGUCAAUGAAUGACUUUGUAGAAUAACACUUAAGAUUUAUUCAGAUACUACUAUCCUUGGUACCUGAAAAUUACAAGAGUUAACAUUUUUCAACCUAGGGAAGCUGAUGCAAUAAAAAAGUAGCUUAAUUUGGCUGUAGUACUAAUACUUCUAAAAGUUAAAACCAUCUUCUAAAGAUCUCAAAUGGAUUUGAGAGUCAGUUGAGAGGAAUUAACCAUUAACUUCAUGUAGCAAUGACCAUAACAUGUGGGUGUUUAUUGACCGUUCUAAGAUUUUGUUAGAACCUCUUACCUAUAUACCUCAGCUGAAUCUUUGUCAACCAUGCUUACUAUAACUUUACAACUACCUGUCAUACAUGAAAAAUCCUGGCUGUCUAGAAUUUUGUUAGCAUUGUCAGUUGUCACUAUAGGCCUGCUAUAGAAGGUCAGCAGUGUUGGACAUGAGUAAUUCUGAUGUUCUUUUUUGUGUAGCACUUUAAAAUGUAGUCUGUUAUCAGUUGUUAAAAUGCCUGUCUCAUUUCAAACCAGAAUGUGUUUUGAGUUUUAUUUACUUGUCUCUUUAGGAUUAAUAUAGAUUUUAAGUGGGCGAAGAUGGUGUGCAGUAAUAAAGCUGUUACUCCUCAUCUCACUGUAUUAGGCAAGCAGGAUUUCAGGGCCCUAUUCUGACCUCCACUGGAAUAUUUGCGGGAGGAGUUCAGGUCACUAAAUACAGCUUUGGUGCCAAACACACAGGAUUAGCCAUCUGAAUUUCUGACCUCAAUUUAAUCGAGUAGGGCAUUUAGCGAGGACAGGUAUUUAAAAGUUUUAGGGUGUGUA
Messenger RNA from Hypanus sabinus (Atlantic stingray), 5700 nucleotides. RefSeq names its product MPN domain containing (gene mpnd). Gene Ontology annotation, biological process: double-strand break repair. The transcript is spliced from 13 exons. The record is from RefSeq and is a predicted model, not a curated record. The coding region runs from base 194 to 1633 and encodes 479 amino acids. Lineage: Eukaryota; Metazoa; Chordata; Chondrichthyes; Myliobatiformes; Dasyatidae. Gene Ontology annotation, cellular component: BRISC complex; BRCA1-A complex. Gene Ontology annotation, molecular function: polyubiquitin modification-dependent protein binding; metallopeptidase activity.